ACAAACAUUCACAAUGAGGUCUUCUUUACUAUGCGCUACCUUCGCAACGGUCGCUAGUGCGGCGUACAGUGGUGACAUUGUCCAGUACUGGGUCGAUCAAUCCGCCAUCCUUGUCAACGGGACGGUAAUCGGUGGCCUCCCCUCGCCCCCCUCGGGAUGGUUCGAAGCGAUCGUCCAGGGCGCCGUAUACCUCGCCGCCACCAAUUCCGCGGACAAAUCCCUCGCAUUCCAACAACUCGCCGUUUCUCACGCGGCGCACGACUCCCUCUUAUGGACAUUCCACGGCACUCGAUUAUACGCGACCGUAAACUCCAAACUCAAAGCAGUGCUCGGUCCCAUCGGACUCAACGCCUCGUCCCCAGAAGCCACCGCCGCAACGGAAAUCGGCAGAGAUGCCGCCAGGACCGUCCUAACCGCGCGAGCUGACGACGGGAUCAACUACUUUGUCGACUAUGAGCAGAGACCGGCUGCGCCCGGCGUGUAUCAAGCUACGCCUGGAGGAUCGCCCAUCCCGGAUACUCCGCAGGCCCAGUUCCUGCGGCUCUUCGGGGGUUUGGGGGAUGUGACGCGGUUCCGCGCCCCGCCUCCACCGAACGCUACCAGUCCAGAGUACGAACCGUAUCUGGAUUACGUGAAGGCGCAGGGUGCGAGGAAUUCGACGGUGAGGACGCCGUAUGAUACUGAGACGGCGUACUUUUGGAGGGAAAGCAGUCCAAUCGCGUGGAACCGCCUCGCCCACGCCGUAAUCGGGAGUAAAUACGCAACCGACGUCGUCACGUCUGCGAAAUUCUACGCGCAGCUCAACUACGCCCUGUCGAAUGCCGCAAUCGCAAGCUGGGACUCGAAAUACUUCUACAACAGCUGGCGCCCCGUCACCGCGAUCCGCUACCCGGACACUUACCUCGCCAGCGGGCGAAACGUGACGGAUCCGAACUGGACGCCGUUGCUCACGCCGACACCGAAUCACCAGGACUAUCUUUCGACGCAUGCGACCUUUGGCGGUGCCGCUGCCGCUGUGCUCAAGAUCUGGAAUGGCGAUUCGGAUGUUGUGGAUGUGAGUUUGAGUAGUAACGUUACGUUAGACAACGUUGGUGUAAUCACGAGGCGGAUCACGAAUUUGACCGCUGCGGCAUAUGAGAACGGGGAUAGCAGGAUCUUCGGGGGCAUCCAUUUCCAGUUCGCUAGUGAUGUUGGAAACGAGAUUGGUGCGAGGGUUGGGAGGGAAACCGUCCAGAUUUUCGACGACAAGUGGCAGGACUUCUAG
Periconia digitata is the source of this 1264-nucleotide messenger RNA. Lineage: Eukaryota; Fungi; Ascomycota; Dothideomycetes; Pleosporales; Periconiaceae. The record is from the annotation of a GenBank genome assembly.